This is a messenger RNA of Aspergillus tanneri, 801 nucleotides long. It is a transcript of the gene SEC66, whose product is annotated as Sec63 complex subunit SEC66. The transcript is spliced from 3 exons. Gene Ontology annotation, cellular component: Sec62/Sec63 complex. The coding region runs from base 1 to 801 and encodes 266 amino acids. Gene Ontology annotation, biological process: post-translational protein targeting to membrane, translocation. The record is from RefSeq and is a predicted model, not a curated record. NCBI's taxonomy places the organism in Eukaryota, Fungi, Ascomycota, Eurotiomycetes, Eurotiales, Aspergillaceae.
AUGGUGAACUGGUUAACCCUCGCCGUGCCGUUCGCCUACCUGGGCGUCCUUAUUGGCUCUUUGGCGACCUUCUCCUCGUUGUACCGCAAGCGCAAAGCCCAAAAGGCAUUCUCACUGGAACCAUGGUUCCCACCACACCUGCAACGAGAUAUUUAUUUUUCCCUUCUUCAUCUUGACCCGCCUGCGUCUUCCAAGGAGAAAAAGGCCCCUGCUGUGCCCGAGACGGUCCUCAAAGCGGCUCUCCUGAGACGCGCCGCGGAGGAUAUCAAGCGUGUCAUGGCGCUACGCAGUCAAAAGCAGGCCCUAUCCAUGUUACUGCAACGAGGCAGUGUGGGUGACGAUCUGUGGCAGCGGUUUGAGCGAGCGGAAAAGGAAAUGGAGGACGAAGUUCGAGAUGUUGUUUCGGAGGCCAACGCUUAUGUACCCAACUGGGGCCAAACAAUAUUCCAAUCCGCAAACGAGAUGAUGAACAACGUGAUAUACCGUGAGCGAGUAGAGAAUUACCAAUCUAAGCUCAACGAGGAGCGGCAGUGGUGGGAUCGCAAGAAGGCGAGCAUUCAGGAGGGCUUCAUGAAGGAAUUGGACGCCGAAGAGUCCUCGAAACACGCCGAGCCGGCGUCGACUACAACCCCGACUACUACCAACAGCUCGACCCCAGCGACGAAAACCCCAGAGUCAUCGGGCGCACCGUCAUCCGUGCCUGGGAGCGAUGACGAAGCGGUUUUGGUGGAGGCUGUUGAGCAAAAUGGAGGCUCAGGGAAUAUAGGGGGUGGCAAAAAGAAAAAGAAGGGCAAGAAAUAA